This is a messenger RNA of Hemibagrus wyckioides, 3572 nucleotides long. It is a transcript of the gene inpp5kb, whose product is annotated as inositol polyphosphate-5-phosphatase Kb. Lineage: Eukaryota; Metazoa; Chordata; Actinopteri; Siluriformes; Bagridae. Gene Ontology annotation, molecular function: phosphatidylinositol-3,4,5-trisphosphate 5-phosphatase activity; phosphatidylinositol-4,5-bisphosphate 5-phosphatase activity; inositol bisphosphate phosphatase activity. Bases 129 to 1325 code for a protein of 398 amino acids. Gene Ontology annotation, cellular component: cytoplasm; ruffle; plasma membrane. Gene Ontology annotation, biological process: negative regulation of peptidyl-serine phosphorylation; negative regulation of phosphatidylinositol 3-kinase/protein kinase B signal transduction; negative regulation of insulin receptor signaling pathway. The record is from RefSeq and is a predicted model, not a curated record. The transcript is spliced from 11 exons.
AUAUAGUGACAUGGAACAUUGGCACGGCAGAUCCUCCAACAGAUGUGAGGUCACUGUUACAGCUUGACUUGGAGACUGAUCUUUAUGUGAUAGGUCUGCAGGAGGUGAGAGCCACUCCGGUGAAAUAUAUGUCCGAUCUGAUGGUAGAAGACUCAUGGAGCCAUCUCUUCAUGGAUACACUUGCACCAAAUGGCUUUGUCAAGGUGACCUCUGUGAGGAUGCAGGGUCUUCUCCUCCUCCUGUUUGCUAAACAGCUCCACCUUCCUUUUAUCCGUAAUCUCCAGACCACAUACACCCGCACAGGAUUCUUUGGAUACUGGGGGAAUAAAGGUGGUGUUUCGGUGCGAUUCUCCUUCUACGGUCACAUGCUAUGCUUCUUAAAUUGCCACCUAGCUGCACACAUGAACUAUGCAAUGCAGCGUGUGCAUGAGUUCGAGUACAUCCUAAGCUCGCAAGAUUUCGACUUCGACAAUACACAACAUGUGCUGGACCACAAGGUAGUGUUUUGGUUUGGUGAUCUCAACUUCCGCAUUGCAGAUCAUGGCCUGCACUUCCUGCGCACUUCUAUCAAUAGCGGUCGCUUCAACUUGUUGUGGGAUAAAGACCAACUGAUGAUGAUGAAAAAGAAGGAGCCACUACUGCAGGAGUUUGAAGAAGGACCUCUAGAGUUCAAACCAACGUACAAAUUUAGCCGCUUCUCUGAAGCCUAUGACAUGAGCGGAAAGAAACGGAAGCCGGCCUGGACCGAUCGUAUCCUGUGGAGGAUAAAACCUAAAUGCUCACAAGAUGAGGAAGAGAGUUGCUCAACAUCAUUACCAGCAGACAAAAAAGACUUAUCUCUAAAGGUGACACAGCAAAAGUACACCUGUGACACAUCAUAUGGUGUUAGUGACCAUAAGCCUGUCAUCGGGACUUUUACUCUGGAGAUGCAAAAGGAUGUGGAGAAGCCUUUAGUGUGUGUGAGCGCUGAGAGCCACUGGAGCGCUGAUGAGGAUGCAAUCCUGACGUACACCAUCCAGGAUAACUUUGCUGCCUGCACCUCGGACUGGAUCGGCCUCUACAAGACUAACUUCAAGAGUCCCUCUGAUUACACUGCCUUCGUGUGGGUCAAGGAGGAUGAGAUUGCUGAAAUCAACGAAGUGGUCCAGUUAAGAAUGAAUAAAGAUGACCUCCCCUUGCUGGCAGGGGAUUACAUUCUGGGUUACUACAGCAGAAACAUGCAGUCCCUGGUGGGCCUAAGCCCUACUUUUCAGAUCAUGGAGUCUAGGUUGGCUCUACUGGGAGACUUGGUGCCUGAGCAUGCUAAUGGACGUCAGUCUCAGUAACUUUAUCCAGAACCGAACCUUUAAUUGAAACAAAACUCUCAGACGAAAAUAAUUCGUUACUGUACUGUACAUGCUUCAAGCAUGGCAAGCUGAUCACACCACUACUUUUUAUUCCAUAUGGUACCUUCUACAUUGUGCACAAGCCACAUUCCCUGUGCACCAACACACUUUUUUAAUAAGUCAAACGACAGUCAGUGACAUUAGGGCAAAUUUUCCUCAAUCCAUAGACAUGGAAUUGUGUAUAACAAAAAAAAACAGGGUAAAAGCUCACUGACCAAAGAUGAGAUGACUGAAUCAUAUACUACUGUUGAAAAUUAGCCUGUAGAUAAUUGAGUAGCUGAACUUAAUGUUCUAAUUUAAGGAGUUUCAGUUGUGCUGACACCCUCUAGUUCCUAGCCAGAGUUCUCUUAAAUCAGUACAAGGGGGAAUCUGAGCAAAUCUGUCAUGUACAGUAGCCAACAAAUGAAGAAAUUAGGAAAACCAAAACAUUACUAAUUGAAAAAAAAAAUGCAGUCUACAUCACUCUAUUACUCAAGCAGAAAAAAAAAUGCCCAAUUAGGCAUCUGCUCAGUUCAUGCUGUAUCAAGCUGAUUUGGCCUUUUUUUAUGCAGUGAAAAUCUUUCUUACUUAUUAGAAUAUGGAACAUUGCCUAUUCAUCUGAAUAUGAGACUGAAGACGUUAAAACAGGAUCAUUUUAUAGAAUGCUACCAUUUCCUUUAAAGUUAAUGGGUUGAAUUAGAGUAAAUAAUCUACAGUAAUUCCGAAUCCAGCGUCCUGGGGUAAACAAUGCUGAACAGGGUUAUUAUAAUCAAUCAAGAUGGUAAAAUAGUUACUUCUGAUUUGCAAAGUCAUAAACAAGAUAUUCUUCCACAGAUUAUCGAAUUAAAUAAAAAAGAAAAGACAUUUUCUGACACUUCACAUGUGAAGCUCACAUUAACAGCAUGUAGUGUAUAGGAUAAUACUCAGUAAUCUUUUUCUUAGUGUGUGAAUCACAGAGCUUGAGACAAAUCUCCUCAUAAUGCACAGUCAGUCUUAUUUUUACAUUUUAGACAGAUUAGUGUGUAUCUUUAGGGGCAAAUUUGCACCUCUGCUGUUGAGAGUUUGCAUUUUCCCCACAGUGCUUUUGGGGGUUUCCUCGAGGGAUUCCUGUUUCCUUCCCAAUCCUGGCUGAUUGACAUAUCUAAAUUGUCCAUAGCAAAUGGGUUUGUGAGUGUGUGUGUGCUUGUGCCCUGCAAUGGCUUGGCACACAUCCCCUGGGAUUUUUCCAUCUCCUGGGAUAACUUUUGGGUGCCCCACAGGUCCCUGGGAAAGGCUCCAGGUUCUUCACAGCUCCGAGUAGGAUAAGUGGUUAAGAAAAUGGAUGGAUAAAUAGUACGUAUCUUAUACUUUAUGCAUUUGUCUGCUCUAAUAAAGAAUCUAAAAAUCAAAAAAUUGUUCUCAUCUCAUCAAACAGGACCUGGUGUGUUAUGAGGAACAGUGCUAAUUUAGAAUGUGUAUAGGCUACCACUAGCAAUAAUAGCAGGAGGUCUUGUUCAUUACUCCCACAGAUGGCAGUGUUGCUACUUGAAUAAUUAUCCAAUCCAUAUCAGAUCGUUAUUACCGUACAAAUCAUGACCAAGUCGAUGAUACCAAAACCAGUGACCUUAUUUCUUGAAGGAUUCUAGUUCAGUUGUUGUGACUCACAUAGAUAUGAUGAUGUAGGUGAUGGUGAAGGGCAGACGCAACCUGUAACAGUGCCACCUUGUGUGAGUUGGAUUAAGUGUGAUAAGUUAUCAUGAACUUUUUUUUUCUUUUAGCUUGAUCACAGAGUCUUUGUGGUGAAUUUGCAGGAUGAGGUAUGUCUGAUGGCCGAAACAUGAAAGAACGAACGUUGUUGUUCAUAAUUAAAGCACUGUUCAUUUCACAGUCCAGUAUUUCUGUCCAUGUAGUUAGUGAAAUAAAUAAUAUUCUAACAGCAGCCCUUUUAAUCAAUGUUCUCAAACAGAUGUAGCACCCAGACGGGUAAGGUGCUCCAGAAAACCCAGCACUCGAUCAAUUCUGGUGUGAUUUAACCUUCAUGAUUUCAACACACACACACACACAGAGCUGUGGAGAUGGUGUGUUGCACCAACUGGGAGUGUUUUCAUGCAUAAUUACAGCCAUAAAUCAGCCUGAGGCACCUGCUCCGCUCCUCAACACACGCAGCCAGGAGAGCAAAGCUCAGAUACCUCACCUCAAGCCUGCAUAUCUGCCCAAUAACCAGCAAAU